AUGGGCGGGUUGUGCUCCCAGCCCGAGACGGCGGAGGCGGUUGAGGUCCAGGACGUCCAGGAAACGAGUGCCCGCGAGCCAGCCGCCGCGACGGCACAUGAAAUCACCGUCACCCUCACGAAGACGGGUGACGCGAAACUUGGUCUCGACAUCUCCCAUUUUCACUAUGGAGAAGAGAAGAAUAAGGCUCUGAAAGUCAAGCAAGUCAAGGAUGGCAUCGUCAAGGACUGGAACGACAAGAACCCUGGCAGCACGAUCGAGACGAACGACCUCAUCACAUCCAUCAACGGCGUGAGCAGCAACUCCGAGGACAUGCUCAAGGAGGUCAAGGCGAACGAGCUCGUCAUCGUGGUGAAGAAGGGUGGCGCCCUCGUGGUGAAGUGA
Molecule: messenger RNA, 384 nt
Organism: Prorocentrum cordatum
Lineage: Eukaryota; Dinophyceae; Prorocentrales; Prorocentraceae
Source: the annotation of a GenBank genome assembly